AUGGCGGCAGUGACGCUAGCCAACAUGAGAAAACACGUCCUGCUUCAUAAGCUGAUUUUGAUAGAGUUACUCCUGGCAAUACCCCAUGGUACCUUCAUUUUUGCGCAUUCUCCCGCCUACGAGUGGUAUCUCUCCUUUACGGCCAUUGGGUUGACGGUCUCGUGGAGUCUGCACAAUGUGGUUGCGUGGAUGAAGAACAAGCCAUUUCUGUCCCGCCGAGUAUCCCUUUUCUACAUCUCGACCGUCAUCCUCGCGCAGCUUUACUGGGUGGUAGAAAUCUACGCCAACUUUGCUUACUUCCGGAACGGCAAUCCCAUCUACCAGACCACCCGGCCCAUGGAGCCACUUUUUCGUGACCCCUGGUGGAUUUUCACCUCGAUCUCCCUCGUCUGUACCAUCAAAUCCGUGUAUUCGUUCGGUAUUGUGGAGCUGAUGAUUGUCUCCCCACGGUUCGGGAUCAUGCUGCUGUCCAUGUGUCUCUCGAUUAUCUUCAUGAUCAUUGAAACGUGCAGUGUGCUGCAUGCGUUCAAUGCGGCCGACCUGCCCACCGGAAUCCAGCCGUUCUGGAAAUUGUCGUUCGUCUUCAAGUGCCUCUGCGACACGGUCAUUCUGGAUGACUUCAAGUCCGCGCUGGACCACAUCCGGUCCCACCGAUUCCAGAGAACCAUUCCAACAGACGAAGACUCGAUGUGUCGGCACAGAAGCCCCCAACAGGCGGAUGUGGAGGCCGGGUUUGACCUGAACCCGAGGCUCACUGUGCACCCCAAGCGGGGCCAACCAUUGCCCAGAGUGGUGCUGCGAGAAGAUGCUGGGAUUCGUUAA
Messenger RNA from Penicillium arizonense, 822 nucleotides. RefSeq lists its product as uncharacterized. The transcript has 3 exons. Lineage: Eukaryota; Fungi; Ascomycota; Eurotiomycetes; Eurotiales; Aspergillaceae. The coding region runs from base 1 to 822 and encodes 273 amino acids. The record is from RefSeq and is a predicted model, not a curated record.